Molecule: messenger RNA, 2565 nt
Organism: Wasmannia auropunctata (little fire ant)
Lineage: Eukaryota; Metazoa; Arthropoda; Insecta; Hymenoptera; Formicidae
Exons: 6
Coding region: 588-2351 (587 amino acids)
Source: RefSeq, a predicted model, not a curated record
GGAUAUCGAUUCCAUUUUUUUUGCGGACCUGCAAACAUGAAGUUGGGAAGGUGUCAACGCGCAACACAUAAUCCGCGGUGUUUCAACCAAGCGUUGCUUGUCUUUUAAUUUGCUAUAAAUAUACAUACACGUAUAGAAAUAAUACACCUUUCGAUCUGAAUCUAAAAGACGGGCUAAAUAAUUUCGAGAGAUAUAAUUUUAAGAAGAAAAGAAGGACACACCGAUUUCAAAAGCAACGAAGAUCCAACUCGUCGCGAAUCGUUUCGUAUUCUCAUUCUUAUCUGUCUUACUCUCCUUCGCCGCGACGAAUCUAAACACUGUUCGUGCCAGGACACAAAAUUGUGAGGAGUAUAAUAGAAUUAACGCCCUGUCUGUUUUUCUGGAAAAGGCAGAACGAGAGGAACAGGAGAAGGUAUUGCCGCAGCACGUGGACGUACCGAAAGGCAAAUUGGCUGCAGCUCUCUCCGGAAAAAUUACUUUUCAGUAUCACUAAAAAGUCGCGACGAAGGAAGAGCAGACAAACGGAUGAUUGUAACGGUUCUCUGUUGAGUAAGGAUGGAAAUAAGUGCUCAGAGGAAUACAUUUGCAUGAAUACUUGUGCAAAAACGCGUCUCGCUAAAGUCGACGGCGAGAAACUGCCAGAAGUUACGCGGGAUCUGAAAGCGCAAGGCGAUCAAAGCAAGAACAAUCUGAAUCCUCAUUGUAACAAAUUCAACGGCAAUCGAAAAUUACAAGCCGAUGCUGUUUUGAAUAAAAGUGAAGCGAAGCCUUCUAACAAGGAUGUCCUGGCUAAAGAAAAACGCGAUAUUAUAGCGGAAAAUAUAACGAAGCAGGGAAAGAGAUCACAUGUGAGUCCUGUAAAAAGAAUUCCAGCGACAAGCAAUUUCAUCUAUGAAUUUAAUUCAUUCGUCGAUGCCGAACAAUCACGUCCGUUAACGUCGCAGACUCAUUUGUUGCGUAGGAAUAAGUCGGAGCAAACACUGCCUUACUCUAAGACAGAUAAUACUACGUCACACAUCAAAUCUGCGUUAAAUCAUGCGGACCUUGCAAAACGGAAGUCGUCUACCGUCUUGCCGGAAUUAAAUUCGCGUAUCGAUUUCGUGACAGUUGAUCCAGAUUCGAAUGUAACAAAUUUUUCGCUGGCAAAAAAUACUUACCUACCUACACUUGGCAGAGAGGAUUCGAUGAGAACGCUGAACAAACAAAUCGAAGAGUACGAGCGAGGCGAUAUAGAUCGCGAAGUAGAGAACGUGAAGUCGGCAUGGCAAGCGUUACGAGAGGAAAAAAGCUGGACGAAGGGCAAGGAUCGCAUCGACAGUGUCCGAAUGAAAAAAUUAUACGAGACACUGGAGAAGAUGACAUCUAAGAUAGACAGCGUUCAGAGAAAUUACAUGGAUCCCAAGGCGAAUCAUUACUUGCGCAGAAGCGCGACCAGCGUCCUCCGAGCGAGCAGCAAGCCGAGCUUGCAGGAGGAGGCCGAAAUUGUGAGAAGCAUAAUUUUUCCCGACAGAAAAGGAUCGACAGCGAGGAUCAGAUCGGCAGUCUCUCGUCUGCGAAACGUCGACAGCGAAAUAAUUGACAAUGAUACAACGAGGGCACGAGUCGACGAAGCCGCGGAAAAUAUUUCCGCGGAUAUACAGCGGAAUAAAAAUUUCCCUACUGCGAAAAAGCGGUCCGUAUACACUGAAGCGCACGACGUCGCCAAUGAUAUUAGAUCAAUUCGUGCAACUGCCUCGAAUGCUUGUAAUAAAAAACAAGAUACAGCCAUUGUAAAUGUAGUGAAGCCGUUUACGGACGAUGGCAAGACGAGGGCGAGGAUCAAAUCGUCCAUCGAGGAGUAUCUGCAGCAUUACAGCGACAAUAUUCACAAACCAGGUGUCGAGGGGAAAGAGGAAGAAUAUCCUCGAGAUGUGAAACCGUCGGCAAGCGACAUCGCGGAUAUUCUGGCGAGUCACAAUAUUGGCUCGCACGUGCUGUACGAAAAUUUCGAGAGACACAGCGACGACUACGAUUCGACGGAGGAUUACACGAGCGAGAACGACGCAGAACGCUUUUGCUCGAAUACCGUGACUAAUGCCACACAAGCGACGUCUGUUGAUAUUAGCCAAGAGAAUAGAAGAAUUCGUGACGAUACUUCUUUUGAGAAUUAUACGGGAUUACGUGACAAAUCCCACGAUGCACGAUCGACGAAAGCGGUCGACGCGAGAUCUCUCGGUACUCGGAGACAGUCGAGCGUGACGAAUUGCCAAGAUAACGCCUUCAUUGAAAUGGGAUUAAACAAAAAUUUAUCGAGAGACACGCUGUCGCAAAUACUGCAAUCGGAAUACUUGAGAAAGGACUUGUCUUUAUAAUCCGUCUUAAUAUCCGCUGCAGAGAAAAAUCAUUAUAUAUUUAUUGUAUUAUUAAACAUUUCUAAAUCGUUAUAUAUAUAUUUUUUGAAUUGUUUGGAAUUUCGUCAUUUCGUAAGUCUCGUUCUCGUCUUCCGCAAUGCACACAGGCGAAUAAGAUCGUCUCUCCCGUAUAUCUAAAAUGCUUUAAGAAAUAUAUAAAUGUGAAAUGUUAAAA